Messenger RNA from Lottia gigantea (owl limpet), 948 nucleotides. RefSeq lists its product as hypothetical. The transcript is spliced from 5 exons. Lineage: Eukaryota; Metazoa; Mollusca; Gastropoda; Lottiidae. Bases 176 to 862 code for a protein of 228 amino acids. The record is from RefSeq and is a predicted model, not a curated record.
GCUUGUUCUGAAGAAACGUACUUGUACUUGAAGGGAUAGUAUCGCGGUAUUAUUGUGGUUUUCAUAACCAAUUGUUGCCAGUUGCUUAAAAUUUCGUGAAUAUUUGUGACCUCUUCAUUCUCGAGAAGUUCAAGGGAGGAUUAACUGUGUCAUUUUUAGGAUCCAAAUCAACAAAAUGUUACGGCUAAUUAUUUUGAUAGUGUGCUGUGUAUUUUACCAAGUAGAUUGUCAGUCAGUAGCACAGCAAUGUCUAACAGAACAGAUCAGAAAUAAUGCUGGUAAUACACGACAGUUAGCUAUACAGCAAUCUCCUGAAACCACAACUCUUAAUGCUUUUAGAUCAAUUUGUUCAAAUUUUGACAGCUAUAUUCGAUGUUUCCAAAGCAGAUUGCCUGGUUCCAUAGAUUCGACAGAUAGAUUCCUGACAUUAAUGUUUGAUUACAGAGCUAUGUGGACAGCCUACAGAGGUCUCUGUAGUGACCUUAAUGUUUUAGCAACAAGAAUACGAUGUUUAUUAAGUACACCAGAAGUUAGAAGAUGUUAUGAUAUAUUUAACCAAGGUGUUACACAAGUUGUUAAUUUACAGAGUCAAUCUAGAUUGGACGAAUAUGGCUUGAGAAACCUGGCCUGCAAUGUAUCUGUUCAAAGAUAUCAAUGUGAAACACAAGUAUACAGUUUUUGUGAUGCCCAAGCUGGUGAGAUCAUGCAAAGUUUUUUCUACGCCGGAGUUCCACCAACCUGUCGAGACUAUACUGGUACUUACUCCAGAUAUACUCAUAUGUAUGGAUCCGGGGAAAUUACUAGUAUUUCAAAUCUAUUAUUCACCUUGCCUAUCUUCUUGAUAAUCUCAAAAUGGUUAUAACCGUGACGGCAUCAUCUCAUGUUUGGCUGGACGUAAGUGCAAUCAUAUCCUCAUUUGCUGAACAUUUUGAUCUUUGAAGAUUCCUU